Messenger RNA from Phyllostomus hastatus (greater spear-nosed bat), 972 nucleotides. RefSeq names its product olfactory receptor 13-like. Gene Ontology annotation, cellular component: membrane. The transcript has a single exon. Gene Ontology annotation, biological process: G protein-coupled receptor signaling pathway. The record is from RefSeq and is a predicted model, not a curated record. Bases 1 to 972 code for a protein of 323 amino acids. Gene Ontology annotation, molecular function: olfactory receptor activity; G protein-coupled receptor activity. Lineage: Eukaryota; Metazoa; Chordata; Mammalia; Chiroptera; Phyllostomidae.
AUGGUUGAACAGCUCUCUCCCUUAUCCUUUCCCAGCAAAAUAGGGGGCAACCAGACUUCUGUCACAGAGUUCCUCCUGGUGGGAUUCCCACUGAGCCCAAGGAUGCAGCUGCUCCUGUUUGGGCUCUUCUCCCUGUUGUUCGCCUGCACCCUGCUGGGCAACGGGGUCAUCCUGGGGCUCAUCUCACUGGACUCCAAACUGCACACCCCCAUGUACUUCUUCCUCUCCUACCUGGCCACUGUCGACAUAGCCUAUGCCUGCAACACAGUGCCCCAGAUGCUGGUCAACCUCCUGAGCCCAGCCCAGCCCAUCUCCUUUGCUGGCUGCCUGACACAGACCUUUCUCUCCUUGACUUUUGGUUACACUGAAUGUCUUCUCCUGAUGGUUAUGUCCUAUGAUCGGUAUGUGGCCGUCUGCCUGCCCCUUCGGUAUUCUACCCUCAUGAGCUGGAGAGUCUGCAUCACCCUGGCAGUGGCCUCCUGGGCUUCAGGAUUCCUCAUGACCCUAGUAGAUAUGUUGUUACUCCUACUGUUGCCUUUCUGUGGUCCCCAGAAAGUGAACCACUUUUUCUGUGAAAUUGUAGCUGUUCUCAAACUGGCCUGUGCAGAUACGCACUUUAACCAGGUUGUGAUUGUGAGUGCGGGAGUGUUGGUGCUGGUCGGAUCAGUGUCAGCAAUUGUGGUCUCCUAUGGUCACAUUCUACAUGCAGUCCUGCAGAUCCAGUCAGCAGAGGGGCGCCGGAAAGCUUUCUCCACCUGCUCCUCCCACCUCGGUGUGGUGGGACUCUUUUAUGGCACAGCCAUGAUCAUGUAUGUUGGACCCCAACAUGGGGACCCCCAGGAGCAGAAGAAAUACCUCCUCCUGUUUCACAGCCUUUUCAAUCCCAUGCUGAAUCCCCUGAUCUACAGUCUGAGGAACAGAGAAGUCAAGGCUGCUCUGAGAAGGAGGCUGGGAAAGGGGAGACCUUCAUGA